Molecule: messenger RNA, 2364 nt
Organism: Hirsutella rhossiliensis
Lineage: Eukaryota; Fungi; Ascomycota; Sordariomycetes; Hypocreales; Ophiocordycipitaceae
Product: gag-polypeptide of LTR copia-type domain-containing protein
Exons: 6
Coding region: 1-2364 (787 amino acids)
Molecular function (GO): nucleic acid binding
Source: RefSeq, a predicted model, not a curated record
AUGGGCAAGAAAGACUACAAAGGAACCAUCCUUGAUGGAAGAGACUCCUUUGACAGCUGGAAGAUGGAUCUUGAAGAUAACUUGUUGAGUGACGAUCUUAUGAGCUGCGUCACCGGUAUGGCAACAGCGGAAUCGUCAGAUUUAUCAACGCCAGGAGAGAAUGCUGCGGACGUUAAAAAUGUCUCUCUUGCGAGAAUGAAAAUACGACAGAGUAUUGACCAGAUCCACAAGAACUCAGUCAACCAUCUCACCGAUCCACGAGCAAUUUAUCAAUCCCUCGUUAAGCGAUAUGCGACAUCGAACAAAGCGCGCCUUCGACAGCUGAUCCGAACGCUAUACGACGUUAGUACGCAGACGAAUAAAACUGUGCAGGAGAAGGUUGACGACCUAAAGCGACUUCGAGCUCAGAUUAAUAGCCAAGACAAGGACAUUGUUAUUCAUGAACAGCUAUUGAUUUGCUUCUUGCAAAUGAGCAUGGACGACUCUUUUAACACUACGAUCGAGAUCUUGAACGCCUCGACAGAGACGUUGACAAUGGAAAAGGUGCAGAGCUCUCUGGAAAGCAAAGAGUUGGAACUCGUCGAUACUACAAUCAAGGGAGAAACCGCACAAUUCGCGGGUCGUGGCCGCAGUGCAUGGAACAAAGGGAACAACAGGUCCAAAGCACAGGAUGGUGGCGAUGAUAGCAAGGAGGAGUAUCUGAAGAAGGCAGGGGGGUGCUGGUCUUGUGGCGUUUGGGUUUAUUUCUCUAGAGACAAAACGAGAAUUACCGACAAGAUCAAAGCCUGGGUAGUUGUUGCAGAGGCAGAGUGUCGCGAGUACGGAAAAGGCGAAAAGGUCAAGGCGAUGCGCUUUGAUCGCGGGAAGGAGUUUCUAAACGAGGCAAUGAAGGUAUUUUGCACGGGGAGAGCUAUUCGGACCGAACCAACAGUGGGCUACCACCCGGAGGGGAAUAGUAUCUCUGAGAGGAGCAUGAGAACCAUAUCAGAGAGGGGGUCUGCUAUGCGCCACGAAAUGGACCUCCCGGCAGCAUACUGGGAGUUUUCGAACGCAACAGCGGCCUAUCUGAGAAAUAGGGGAGUUGUCAUGAGUAAGCUCAUCGUCAGAGUCAGGCGUGCGGCGUACGGCACGCUGAUACGCUCGUGGCAUCGCUGUGCCAGGCUCGUACGAAUCGCCAUUGGCUUGAAGGUAUUCCAACCCCCGUUUGGUCACAUCAGCAGCGCUGCCGGCGGUGUUGACGGUAGCAGCAGCAGCUUUCCCUCCAGCCUUGCCCCCAGCUUCGGGGCUCGAGCCCUAACGACGCUCCACUCGAUUCACUACCCGUACGCGGUAAAGGCCGGCCAAAGGGCUCAUCCAACCUCGAGAAAGGUGCCUGCAGCACAAGGCGUAAACCCUCUGCACAUGAGAUCCAGCACCACUGUUAACGCCGCCGAUGUGACGAGGCAGGCGUUGGAAUACAUUUACGCUAAUGGCGACUCAUACGAGCCAGGCACAGAGAUGCCACGGGCAUAUCAGCGGCACCGCACGCCUGACUCUGACAAUGAGCUUGCCGGCGCAGGCGAGACGCAGGGCACAAUUCACUGUUAUCAGGCCACGCAGCAGGCUACGCAGUGGAAUACGCAGCGGAUUACGAUGCCUUCAACCCAUCGCGGUCACAAAGAAGAGGAUACAGAGGAUGAAGAUGACCCCCUAGCCGAUUUUGAUAUGAUGGACGAGGAGAUGGAGGAAGAGGAUCUUCUGCAGCCUCAGAACUCUCUGCAGGCUGCCUUUUUGUCUAGCCCGUCGGGGCCCUUAGCUGUAUACCCCUUAUGGUCACGUCACCCCGAGCUCAAGAUCUCAGACGUGCUUCGCGACAGAUCUCGGGGGUGGCUGCGCCCCCCCACUUUUUCCCAGGACACCGUCCUGAGUCAGGACGGAGCAUCAGCAAGCAGGGAACCUCUAGAGGUCCUACGAGCGGUUUCGCAACAUCAACAGUGCCAGGUCCCGUCCUCGAAGGCACCAGGCAGCUGGGAUAUUUUGCAGCGCAACCAGAAGAUCGAGAGAAAGCCGCCGAAGAACGCUAAGGCUGGCUAUCCUAUAUGCCCGAGCAGGAGCAGCUACCGUCUCGUCUUUACCGCCGGCCGCGCGGCGCUCUACGUUCACAAACGACACGACAUCGGGUCGUGGACCAGCGAUGGAGGCGUCGACUGGUGCAGCGUCACCUCCAUCAAGCCUAACACUACGAUAUUCUCUGUCUACUCCCCGAUCUAUGUCAGGGAGCCUAAUAGGAGCCCGCUGCCCGCCUUCGCAUCGAGCACGCCGUGCCAUAGAGCCGCCUUCGUCGGAGACUUCAAUAUCCACCAUCCCGCUCUGGGACAUCCAUAA